This is a messenger RNA of Nilaparvata lugens (brown planthopper), 639 nucleotides long. RefSeq names its product patched domain-containing protein 1-like. Gene Ontology annotation, cellular component: plasma membrane; cytoplasmic vesicle membrane. The coding region runs from base 4 to 432 and encodes 142 amino acids. The transcript has 4 exons. Lineage: Eukaryota; Metazoa; Arthropoda; Insecta; Hemiptera; Delphacidae. The record is from RefSeq and is a predicted model, not a curated record.
ACAAUGGGCUGCCGGUGUAAAACGUUCGUAGAUGACACCUUAACGAAAUUAUUUUACAAGUUGGGUUUACAAGUCGGCAGAACUCCAGGCUAUUUCAUUAUUAUACCCAUCCUACUCACGCUAUUGUGCAUCACAGGAUACCAAAGAAUACAGUAUGAAAUGGACCCUGAAUACCUGUUUAGUCCGGAGGAGGGCCCGGGAAAGACAGAGAGGGCAAUCGUUGAACAUUAUUUCAAGAUGAAUUACAGUAGUAGAUUCAAUCCAACGCGAAUUACUCGGGCUGGGCGUUUCGGGCGUGUGAUCGUGAUACCACGUGACGGCGGCGACAACCUGUUGUCCGUGGAGGCGUGGAGGGAGUUGAGAGAUCUGGACGCCAUUUGUGAGAAAUGCAAGCAUAGUGUUUGGGGAGGACAGAAUCAGCUACAGAUAUGACGACAUAUGCGCCAAAUGGGUCGACCACUGUUUCGAGAACGACAUACUCAAUUUGGAUCUUAUCAUGGAUGAGGUAGUGAAUCGAACCCUGAACCUGACCUUCCCGAUAAUGUUCAACCCGAUCACUUGGGACGCGCACACGUUUCCGGUCUACUUUGGGGGGACAGUGGUCAGUGAUGAUGGUCUCAUAGUCAGUGUACCCUCUCU